GAAGUGUUGCGAGUGAGCAAUAAGAAAAGGGGUAAUUUGGUAGAAGUAGAAGAAGCUGCUAAUCAGUGAGGUGAGGAGAAGAAGAAGAAGAAGAGGAAGAUGAUGGGUUGUGCUGCUUCCCCAACUGUAUCGGUCUCCUUCAAGCUGCCCCAGCUACCACCAUCUCGCACAUCCAAGCCCAAGCCCAACCCCAACCCCAACCCCAACCCUGGUUAUAGUUCCCUUUCAUUUUCGUGGCUUUCUUCAUUUCCUACUUUAAACAUUCGCACAAACCCUAUCAAUCCCAAUCCUUCCCUCUCCAAAGGUUCCAUCAUUCGAGCUGCGUGGACCCGAAGAUCUCGAGGUGAAGCGGCAAAGAAACCUAACAGGAAAUCAUGGAAGCAGAGGACAGAUAUGUACAUGAGACCAUUCUUAUUAAAUGUUUUCUUUUCAAAAAGAUUUAUUCAUGCAAAAGUGAUGCACCGAGGAACAAGCAAAGUCAUAUCUGUUGCUACCACAAAUGCCAAGGAUCUUCGAAACUCUCUUCCAUCCUUGAUUGAUCAUAGUGCUUGUAGAGUAAUUGGAAGGCUUAUUGCUGAGCGAUCAAAGGAAGCUGAUGUAUAUGCAAUCGCAUAUGAACCCAGAAAGGAUGAAAGAAUUGAAGGUAAACUUGGGAUCGUUCUUGAUACCAUUAAAGAAAACGGAAUUAUUCUUGUCUGAGCCCAUUAGCCUCCUUCUAUUGCUUGUUACAAAUUCUCUCUGAGUAUGGAUUUUUUUUUUUUUUUUUUUGUGCGUUACUUUGCUACUUGAUGAAUUAGAAUAUUGUGGUUUUAUUUUGGCA
Gastrolobium bilobum is the source of this 820-nucleotide messenger RNA. RefSeq lists its product as uncharacterized. Gene Ontology annotation, cellular component: ribosome. The transcript is spliced from 2 exons. NCBI's taxonomy places the organism in Eukaryota, Viridiplantae, Streptophyta, Magnoliopsida, Fabales, Fabaceae. The record is from RefSeq and is a predicted model, not a curated record. Gene Ontology annotation, biological process: translation. The coding region runs from base 100 to 699 and encodes 199 amino acids. Gene Ontology annotation, molecular function: structural constituent of ribosome; 5S rRNA binding.